CUUCGGCAUCGGCCGGGGCUCCACACUCAUCAAGGAUCAAGGCGCGCGGAGUAUCCGGAGUCAGGCGUGCCACGUUUAGUUCUUACGGGGAUUGUUGGCCCCCGGAAUAACCGGAAUUUUAUCGUAAAUUCAAGCGACGACUCGCUUGCUCGAUUUGGAUUCCCUAUCCGCCUAUUAAGCCGUGGUCUAGAACCCCCUGAAUCAUGAUGAGGAUGAGCUACAUCGGCAUGAGGCGGAUCUAACUGCAAGAGAGCUGGCCUUGCGAGUGAGUCAAUCAAAUCCACUGGAAAUGAAGCAAAAGUGCAGAUUCCACAAUGGAAUGAAUCAUGGAGUGAUCCUUCACACGUGUUUUAAAGGACGAGGCCUUCGAGCCUUCGACUAAACCACUGGAGAUCAUUUCGGGUCUAGUUGCUAGUUUGUGGUCUCAUUGGGGGCCGAAUCCAGGGCUGAAACUGGAGCAGAUUGACUGAAUCAGGAAUGGGCAGGCACCCACGAACAAGCCACCUUGGCGAUUUAAGACGCUGCUUAUCCCUGCCAGGAUCAUCAGCCUGUUAUCCAUGAUUCUGCACAUUGAAGCGAACCGUCCAUUCGCAACAAUGCAUGUUCCCACAGCGUCAGCCGUCACUCGUGUUCGGGCGUCGGGGAAGAGAUCGCGCACGGGGUGUCGCACUUGCCGUGCCCGUCACGUCAAAUGCGACGAAACCCCAGUCGCGUGCCACAACUGUACGUCUACAGGCCGCAAAUGCGACGGCUACGACGCCCAACGGCUCCCCCGCGACCGUAAAAAGGGCGCCGACAAGACAGGACCAGCACUAGCUCUACAGGCCGACGUCGGCCGAACAAUCGCCUGGGUAAUGACCUCGGACGAGCGGCAGUGCUUCGCCUACUUUCAUGGGCACACAAUUCCAACACUGCUCCAAUUCUUCGACUCGACGCUGUGGCAGAAACACGUGCUCCAGCUUGCUCGGUACGAGCCAGCAGUCUAUCACGCCAUCGUCGCCCUUAGCGCGAUCCACCACAACUCCGCGACCAACGGGAUGCAGCUGGCUACGCCCGCGAGUAUUCGCGCCGACGACGCGUGGCAUCAGUUUGCGCAAGACCAGCUGGGGAGGUCCGUUGCGCUGUUGAACCAGCGAUGUACCUCGCAAGACCCGUCGCUUCGCGAGGUGAUUCUCGUCUGCUGUCUGCUGUUUAUCCUGGCGGAUUUGUUGCGUGGAAAAUAUGAUGAUGCGUUCCAACACCUCCGUGGAGGGCUCUGCAUCCUCAAAGAGCUUCAAGCUGCCGGGAAUGCAUCGAAUGCAUUUGUCCUCGUUGAGGAAUCCGUCGUCGCGGCUUUUGGCCAUCUCGACAUUCUGGCUUCGCACUACGAUCGCAUCUUCCCCAUCCUCUGUCCGUAUACUCAACGAAGCUUUAUGCAACAUCUUCCUUGUAGUGACCGAUAUUCAGCCACACAAUUCCACACCCUCCGCGAAGUCCGCGCCGCCUUUGAUGUGAUGUUACGGAAAACCUAUCGCUUCUGCUCACGGUGUCUGGGCAUUUCGCAAGAAGAGAUUUCGCAAAACUAUGAAACUCUCCAGUCAGAACAGCAUGCCGUCUGGUCCGAGGUUGAAGAGUUCAAGCAACAGUUCGAUCCCUUCUAUGCAACGUACUACGACUACCUGACGCCCAAGGAGCAGCGAGGCCUCGAGAUCAUCAAGAUCCACCUGCUGAGUAUCCCCGUCGGCCUGAAAAGCCUGCUCCUCGGUAAGAACCGCGCGGCUCUCACCUACUACACCCCCGAUCUCGAGACUGUCUGUACAAUGGUCGAGGAGAUCAUGGCGCGAUUUACUGAAAGGCCAUCCAUGACGAUGGAGAACGGUGUUAUUCCUCCGCUCUUCCAUUGCGCCACGCUCACUCCAGACUACAGCAUCCGAUGGUGGGCUCUAGAGUUACUCCGUUCCUGGCCGCACCGCGAGGGCCCCUUUGACUCGAACUGGAUAGCAUAUCUCUCCGAAGAAGGGUUCCGACUUGAGCUGGAACACCGAUGCGCGAAUGAGCCCGGAUUCCGGGAAACGGUGUUCCUGCUCAGAGGUGAGGAGUUAUCGGUCGACGAAAUGAUUUUCAGACUGGGUCGCAGUCAACGACGGCAGUUGCAUGGGUUACGGAGGGGAGGAGGAGAAGGGGGAGGAGGAGAAGAGUGGUCGACAGAGGCACCCGGGAGGGACUUUUUAGAGACGUUUGCCGAGUUUGAGAAUAUGAGGGAGUGGUCAUGUGUGCGUGCUUUGAUGGAAUUUUGUCGGUCGUCGAGGAAGGCACCGGGGGAAUGUUUAUUAUGAGAUUCAUACUUCUUAAUGACUGUGCAUAGACUGUGAAUAGCUUCAAUGUCUGCCGGGCUGGAUACAAUGCUGAUCCCGACUCCUUGGCAGGCUCCAACUGUUGCCUUGAUUCUUGAUUCUAAUUUAGCAUCUUGGUCGCUGAGUUGGUCGUUAUCAAUAUAUAUGUUGUCCCACCGGCAUGGACUAGAAACCUAAGC
Aspergillus calidoustus is the source of this 2512-nucleotide messenger RNA. NCBI's taxonomy places the organism in Eukaryota, Fungi, Ascomycota, Eurotiomycetes, Eurotiales, Aspergillaceae. The record is from the annotation of a GenBank genome assembly.